Molecule: messenger RNA, 2452 nt
Organism: Gymnodraco acuticeps
Lineage: Eukaryota; Metazoa; Chordata; Actinopteri; Perciformes; Bathydraconidae
Exons: 12
Coding region: 134-1180 (348 amino acids)
Biological process (GO): cilium assembly; regulation of exocytosis; cell division
Cellular component (GO): synaptic vesicle; septin complex; microtubule cytoskeleton
Molecular function (GO): GTPase activity; GTP binding; molecular adaptor activity
Source: RefSeq, a predicted model, not a curated record
AGGGUGGGCUCGCGGGGACGGUUUCCGGGUUUCCCUUCCUGGGCUGGGGCAGCAGCAAGAGGCAAAACGGCUCCUGUCGAUUAACAAUCAUUCAAAGUUACGUUCAGGCUUGUUGAUCCAGUAAACAGCAGAGAUGUCUCAGUCUGGAGAGAAAGGGAAGUUCCCCGAUGCAACAGGUUAUGUUGGGUUUGCUAACCUCCCUAACCAAGUGCACCGGAAAUCAGUGAAAAAAGGGUUUGAAUUCACCCUAAUGGUUGUAGGAGAGUCUGGCUUGGGGAAAUCAACGCUUAUAAACAGCCUGUUCCUCACUGAUCUGUACCCCGAACGCUGCAUCCCUGGUGCCGCAGAGAAGAUCGAGAGGACGGUGCAGAUUGAGGCAUCAACCGUGGAGAUCGAGGAGAGAGGAGUGAAGCUUCGCCUCACAGUGGUUGACACCCCUGGAUACGGCGAUGCCAUCAACAGCCAGGACUGCUUCAAGACCAUCAUCCAGUACAUUGACAAUCAGUUUGAGCGAUACCUCCACGAUGAGAGCGGGCUGAACCGAAGACACAUUGUGGACAACAGGGUGCACUGCUGCUUCUACUUCAUAUCUCCAUUUGGACACGGUCUGAAGCCUCUGGAUGUGGAGUUCAUGAAGGCUAUCCACAGCAAAGUAAACAUUGUUCCAGUCAUCGCCAAGGCUGACACACUGACACUGAGGGAGAGGGAUCGCCUGAAGAGAAGGAUCCUGGAUGAGAUUGCAGAGCACGGGAUCAGAAUCUAUCAGCUACCUGAUGCCGACUCUGACGAGGAUGAAGAGUUUAAAGAGCAGACCAGAGUCCUGAAGGCGAGCAUUCCCUUUGCUGUGAUUGGCUCCAACCAGCUGAUUGAGGUGAAGGGGAAGAAGAUCCGCGGUCGUCUCUACCCCUGGGGAGUUGUUGAAGUGGAGAACCCCGAUCACAAUGACUUCCUCAAACUGCGCACCAUGCUUGUCACCCACAUGCAAGACCUGCAGGAGGUCACUCAGGAUCUGCAUUAUGAGAACUUCCGCUCAGAGAGGCUGAAGACAUCGGGAAAGGCUGCGGAUGAGGAUGAGGUGGACAAAGACCAGAUCCUGCUACAGAAAGAGGCCGAGCUGAGACGCAUGCAGCAGAUGAUCGCUCAGAUGCAGGCACAGAUGAAGAUGAAAUCAGACGAGUGAAAGAGUUGCAGCAGAAGGGAAACACACUGAUCCCAACCCUCCCACACACACACAAUUAUAUACGUAUAUACACACACCUCUCUAAAUCCAUCCCUGCCUGCUGUCGCGCUGCAGAUCCACAGAGAGCAAAUAUCUAGGAUCAUCAUUUUUGUAAGCACACCUCUUUCCCUUCUCUUGCUCUUCUUCUUGUUCCCUCCAAACGUCCGUCAUUAUAAUGAAUAUAUCUACUAUUUAGUCUUUGAUUCUAUGAAUAACUCCACCAAGCCGCGAGUGACAAUGGUACUAAGAGUUUUUGCCAACACACUAUCAUGUUUACAAAAGUAUGUAUGAAUUAUGCAUUUCGCUCAAGUCCAAGCUUCAGAUGGCAUAAUAUUCCAUUUUGUUAUCAGGGUAAGACUGUUUUGAACGUAUUUAACUGACCAUUUAGUAAAGCUGUUUGCAACUCAUAUUCAUUUUAGAGUGAUCAUGAGUGAAUCAGUAGCCUCUCGAUAGGUUCAGUGCCUUGAUUGCGUCUGAUAAUGCAAUAACUAUAAAUAUUACUACAUUUUCAGAUAAGUGUGUUUAUAAAUGAGGUUUACUGUCUAUGCAGAGAAUGAGAAAUGCUUUCUUCUUAAUUGUUUUCAACUUUUGUAGCCAACGUUACACACCUACUUCUAAAGUUUACUUUGCUUUAGGCUGGAAAUCUACUAUAUGCAAGUAACCAAACUAAUUGAGUUAGAAUAAGAAACACCACGGCUUUAGGAUCAUGUUAUAGCUGAAGUAAAAUGCCAUGUUGUUAAUAUUUUUGUAUUUAUUAUCAAGAGAUGCAGGAUCUUUAAAGUCAGUGCCAAACUACAGACUGUUCUUACACUAUUCACUCCGGUAACUUAAUGUGUGCAUAUUUGCUUCAGUGAUGUCAUUUAAUGUGUGAACAUAUUAUUUGUACGCUACAUGUGCAGCCUUCCAUCACUCUGUAUUUUGGCUGUCCAAUUUUAAAUCAAGUACUUAAUAUCAACUUACUUAAAAUGUACCUCUUAUGUGUGUAAACACCUUUUGUUUAGCAGUGCCGUCUAACUGUGCUUUGAUUGAUCUGAUGUUGGCAUUAUUGUUUUUUCCAGUCUAUUGCUCUUAUAUACAAAUCUGUCUAUUGAAUAUUAUUUUAAACACACAUACCUGCUAUAUCUUAACUAUAUCUCAGUAUAGACUUGUUUUUAAGACGUAAACAUGUUUUUGUAUUUCUCUCUUGAAUACAUUUGUUAAGAGAAUAAAAAGUUGACACUUGUGAAAUCUGGA